Protopolystoma xenopodis is the source of this 342-nucleotide messenger RNA. The record is from the annotation of a GenBank genome assembly. Lineage: Eukaryota; Metazoa; Platyhelminthes; Monogenea; Polystomatidea; Polystomatidae.
AUGGGUGCAAAAAAGGAAGAUGGGGAAAGAACUGUGAAACGAUUUGAUUCACCUCCCAGCGGUCGGAACGGAUGGCAGGAAAGUUUAGAUAACGGGAUCAUGCAAAAAAGGUCCGAAAAUAGCUUCCCUUCAUAUGAUGCAUACGAAGGUGGCGGUUUUUUUCUCCUGAAUGGACUUGGUUCGACUUCUUUUACGCAAGCAAGACGUCAGCUUUUCCUCCACGGCCAUUUCGUGUCUACCUCCAACCUCAAUUUGUUGCCCGGGCGCAGACUCAGAAGUUUGGACAGCCUCCUAAUCAACACCAUAAUGGCAAUUUUUGGGUCAAGAACGAGUGUGCGUUAA